Ictalurus punctatus (channel catfish) is the source of this 4668-nucleotide messenger RNA. RefSeq names its product transcription elongation factor A (SII), 2 (gene tcea2). Gene Ontology annotation, cellular component: nucleus. Lineage: Eukaryota; Metazoa; Chordata; Actinopteri; Siluriformes; Ictaluridae. Bases 155 to 1072 code for a protein of 305 amino acids. The record is from RefSeq and is a predicted model, not a curated record. Gene Ontology annotation, molecular function: zinc ion binding; nucleic acid binding. Gene Ontology annotation, biological process: transcription elongation by RNA polymerase II; DNA-templated transcription. The transcript has 11 exons.
GUCCCACAAUCCCUCAGUUCGCAAAAAGACAAGAGCUGCGAAAAAAAGGCAGCGGUUUCCAUUCAUUAGGGCAUCAAGAGAGCGUGGGAAAAAAACACUACAGCGUUAUGCCAUUAUAAAUGGAUGUGCGACCUUAAGGAACAAGAUUUUAAACAUGGCGAAAGAUCAAGAAGUCGAGCGCAUCGCUAAAAAGCUGGACAAAAUGGUGCACAAAAACAACACGGAUGGCGCUAUGGACCUUUUAAGGGAACUGAAGAACAUGAAGAUGUCACUAGAGACCCUGCAGUCCACCCGGAUUGGGAUGUCUGUGAAUGCUGUGAGGAAGCAGAGUUCAGAUGAGGAGGUACAGACUCUGGCCAAGUCUCUCAUCAAGACCUGGAAGAAACUACUUGAUGGUUCUGAGGGUAAGUCAGAGGAGAAGAAAAAGGGAAUACCACCCCUCCAGUCAUCUUCAUCGAAAGACAGUCCUGGAUCCAGUGACUUCAGUAAGAAACCAGAGAUGCCAAAGACUCCCACCACCCCUACAACUCCCACAACCCCUAAGAUGACCUCGUUUCCCCCUCCUCCAGUAACCACUGACAGUGUACGCAAUAAAUGCAGAGAGCUGCUUGUCUCAGCCUUGCAGGUGGAUGAUGACUUCAAAACAAUUGGAGCAGAUUGUGAAGCUUUGGCAGCAGAGAUUGAAGAUUGCAUCUACAAAGAAUUUAAAUCCACUGACAUAAAGUAUAAGACUCGGUUGAGGAGCCGCAUCUCCAACCUGAAAGACCAGAAGAAUCCUGACCUGCGCCGCAAUGUGCUUUGUGGCACCAUAAGCCCUGAACGCAUUGCCACCAUGACUGCAGAGGAGAUGGCAAGUGCCGAGCUGAAAGAGAUAAGGAAGGCGCUAACUAAAGAGUCCAUCCGGGAGCACCAGCUCUCUAAAGUAGGCGGCACUGAGACUGAUAUGUUUGUUUGUGGAAAGUGCAAGGGCAAGAGUUGCACCUACACGCAGGUUCAGACUCGCAGUGCUGAUGAACCCAUGACCACAUUUGUGAUGUGCAACCAAUGUGGCAACCGGUGGAAGUUUUGUUAAGAAGCAACAGGAUUCUUCAUGUAAUCAAGUGACAGAUUAACAUUGUGAGAAGUCUGGUACCAUUGUGAUGGAUGGACCCAUCCAGGGUGUAUUCCCAGUGUUCCCGGGAUAAGCUCUGGAUCUGCAGCGACCCCAAAUAGGAGAAGUGCUUACUGAAAGUGAGUGAGUGAAUCUUGUAGCAGUUUUACAUUGACUAUAACUAUUUUUGCCAUAUUGGAUAAUUCCUGGGAAUUUUAAAGUAGAAUAAAAAGUCGCUGAACAAUAACUAAAAAUCAACAUAAUAUACAGUGAUUACUUUUUCUACACUUUUACAGUAGUAUAAUGAAGUUAAUUCUGUAUUGGAUUUAUGUCUAUGAAGGUUUUCAGUCACUAAGUUUUUUUAGCAAUGGCAUGUCAAAGAUACUGGAAGUGUUUUACAGACUUUAAGCCAUUUUCUAAUGAGGUUUUUGAUGAUAAACUGAAAUUGAAGCUCCUUGAGAAAGUAGGAAAAUGUGAACACUUUACUAGGUAUACAUAGUGCUACAUGGCACCUGCAUAAGCCUUUCAUCACAACUUAUUUAACCCUACAUUAAUUUAAUUGAUUUUUCCAACAGGCAUCAACUGCCGUAAAGACAGCUUUUUCUAUUUAUUUGAAGUCAAGCUGUUAUAACACCUGAAUCAAGUAACAGUUUUGGUAACAUAAGGCUGUGUUGUGACACUUUCCAGACUUACUUACAAUAGAAUAUCACACUAAAUGAUGUAGCUCAGUGUAUAUCUGGUGUAUCAGUCACAUUAUGUAAUUGUGUUAUGUAAACCUGCAAGUGCCUUUAUGUCAGCUGAUGACUGCUGGAAUAAUGCUAUAUAAAGGGUUGUCAGCUGUCAUGAAGGGCUCAUGUAGUUCUAUGAGCAAGUAAGGUGUUUACAAAAGUCUUCACAACUCCAGUAGUCUUGACGUACUACUAAUAGACCAACUGCUCUAUGGAUUAAGUGAGUUAUUGGGGGAGAAGUUGUAAUAUGCAUCCGCUCAGCUCAACCCAUCCACUCAGCAUUACAAUAAUAGGCUGCAGCUUGUAAUUCCCAGAAGAAAUAUGAUUUUCAUCGAAAUAUACAGUACCAUCACUAUCAGCACAAUAAACAAUAAUGGUUAAAGCUGUUUGUCUCUAUAAGGCCCCAUCCACAAAUUUACAGAUAUUUUAGAAAACGUGGUUUUUACCCCUUUCAAAAGACACAAACAAAACACAAAAUCGCAUCGACACAAACAGCAUUUCUGAAAAUACAUAUACGGCCAAAAGUAUGUGGACACCUGAUUAUUGAUCAUUCCAAAACCAUGGGCAUUAUUAUGGAAGGCCCACAUAUGGAUGUUAUGGUCAGGUGUCCACACACUUUUGGGCAUAUAGUAUAUCACUGUCCAUAUGAAAAUGCAAAAAUGAUUUGAAAACAUUGAGAGGCCAUGAGAAGGCAGCGAUAGUAUUUCGUACUUUCAUUGCAAGCAUGUGGAAUGAGUGGUAGAGAAAGUGAAAUGUGGAGAAUCACCAAAGGUUAAUUCAGUCAUUCAUUCAUCUUCAUGAACUUUUUUAUGCUGGUCAGGGUUGUGGUUUCCCAAAAGUUCUAAAAUGAAAAAUGUCAAAUUCAUAUGUGUAGCCGGACAUUGAUGUAGAACUACUACUUAAGGUUACACUUGAGUCCUAUUAAUGGAUUCAGGCACCUCUGUAUGCGGAUGUAAGAUUAAUAGAAAGAGAAAUUAAAUUAGAAACACAAUAACAAAUAUCACAUAAGCAGGCAUGAUAAACAAAGUACUAGCAUCCAUUACACAUGCAAACUACAAUGGGCAAGCUCAGAUUCAUACUGUGACAUCAGUGUUUUUCAAAAACAAAGUUUUUCAUGUCUACACUAAAACAGUAAAAACUAAGUUCUAAAAUUUCUCCACCUUGGAGUAUGGUUUCAAAACCUCCUUUUUCAAUGACCCAAAAUACAGUUUUUAUGUGAAUUGUUUUCAGAAAUAUCCAUAUACAUGUGGACAGGGCCCAAGUGUGUGUUUGCUUGCAGAUCUCUGUGACCAUCCAAUAUUAGGAUGUCCUAUCCCAAGCCUCUGUGCGCUGAAGCCCAGAUCAGACUUUUGGCAGUGAAAUAGUCCUAAAAUCAGAUGAAUUCAAUAAAUCUAUUUGUGUGGCACAAUGAAUGUAAGUCCCGCACAGUACACAAGCCAAGGCCAAGAUGCUCAGGUAGAGUUCCAUUCAUCAUGCUAAGUGACUGUUCACAAACUGUAGAAAUGUCAACAAGGACACACAAUGUCAUAGAUGUGAAGCACCACUUUUCUAUAAACUGCUUGGUGUUUUACCAGAGUUCAUCUCUAUAGCCUGAUUUGGGUCCAAUAAUUGAAGGGAGCUGGGGUUGUUCUGGUUUUAUUCUAAUGGAAGUGUUUGUUAGGUAAAGCCUUAUAGGUUGCCUCUUAUGAUUAAUAAAUGACAACAUGAAUAGGAAGACACACAAGUGAGGUAAAUCACAGUGCAACUGUUCAACCAGACAAAUUUAAACUACUAAGAACAGUGUCCAGAUUAUAUUAUAAGGUAAUAGCAACACUAACACUGGUUUCGCUUGAUAUGUGAUUAAAAAACAUACACAUAUGAGGUUUUGAGGUGCUUUGCAUCUAUAAACAAUACUUAUAAAUUCAUCUGAAUUAAGGAGUUUAUUUGCCAAAAUAUUACAAUACUGAAAAAUUACUAAAGAAACACUGGAAUUUAUCCAGAAGAGAAACCCAGAAAGCAGCAUCUCUGAUUUUUCAUAAUUUUUGCCAAGGAAAGUGUCAUGUGACCCAUCAAGCUUUUCAUCCUGUAAAUAAGGAUGUGCCAGAGAGGCCGGGGUUUGCUUACACACACACACACACACACACACACACACGCACGCACACACGCACAGUGCAAUAUGAAGCACUCACUCGGUUUGCGUCAUCCGUACCGGAUUUAAAAUUGACUGUACAAGAACAAAAGUUGACAAAAUAGAAAAUAAAUAACAUUAACAAUACUAAAUUUAAAAUGCAUUUUGAGUGACCAGUCUAAUUAAGACUUAAGCAUUUUCUCACCACUCACUUUUUUCUAUUUUCCAUUUCCUGUUGUUUUCAAUAGUAUUUGUUAAAACUUGUUAACAUUCUAAAUAUUAUUUUCUUUUCUCUUUUCUUUUUUUUUGCAACUGGGAAACUUUCAACCCCUCCGGUACCAAACGUAACCAUCCACCACUACCCAACCCCAUGUCUCAAGAGCUGAUCUCUGAGAAGGGAGACAGUGGACAGGUCAAAGGUCAUAGAUAAUAGGCAAACCGGUCGUAUGCGGAAUGGAGAAAGUCGACUCCAGUGUGUCUUAUUGCAGAAGCUCUCUCGUCUUUUGUCAACUCAUGACAUCAGGUAAAAAGAUAAAACAAGUUUUAAACUGUGUUUGUACACAUACCUAUGGAAAAAAUGAGCAAAGGACAAAGAGACUCGCGUGGAUCAGUAGUUGUUUCCGUCAUCACAAGCAGUGGAAUGACUAUGACUACUUCUUCAACCCUGUGUCUUCCAGUUUCAGUCUGUGCAGAAUAUUCUUGAGGGAUGGCCUGUCCUCCAAGACAAGACAACAGACGAGAGG